Messenger RNA from Stegastes partitus (bicolor damselfish), 3148 nucleotides. RefSeq names its product SWI/SNF related BAF chromatin remodeling complex subunit D1 (gene smarcd1). The transcript is spliced from 13 exons. The record is from RefSeq and is a predicted model, not a curated record. Bases 33 to 1577 code for a protein of 514 amino acids. NCBI's taxonomy places the organism in Eukaryota, Metazoa, Chordata, Actinopteri, Pomacentridae.
CGCCUCCACCGGCGGCGACAUUCAGAGAGGAGAUGGCGGCCAGAGGGGGGUUUCAGUCGGCACCGACGGGUGGUGGUGGUGGAGCAAUGGGACCAGGACCUCCGGUACCGGGUGCAGGACCAGGCAUGGGGCCCGGGACUCCCUCUGGAAGAAUGGGGCCGUCGUCCGGAGCGCAGAACCACAUGUACCGCUCCCCGAUGCCCGGGCCUGGGUACCCGAGACCAGGCAUGCCUCCAUCCAGCCGUAUGACUCCACAGGGACCAGCUAUGGGCCCCCCAGGAUACGGCAGUAGCCCUGUGUCUCGCCCUGGGAUGCCUGGCGUCAUGGACCCAUCUCGUAAGAGGCCGGCCCCCCAACAGAUUCAGCAGGUCCAGCAGCAGAACCGCAACCAGCACACAAAGAAGAAGAAGAUGGCUGAUAAAAUUCUACCUCAGAGGAUCAGGGAACUGGUCCCAGAGUCUCAGGCUUAUAUGGAUCUACUGGCUUUUGAAAGGAAACUGGACCAGACCAUAAUGCGCAAGAGGCUGGAUAUUCAGGAGGCCCUCAAGAGGCCCAUUAAGCAAAAGAGAAAGCUUCGGAUCUUUAUAUCCAACACCUUCAACCCUGCAAAACCAGAUGCUGAGGACGGAGAAGGCACAGUGGCAUCAUGGGAGCUACGUGUGGAAGGGCGUCUGCUGGAAGACACAGCUGUUUCCAAGUAUGAAGCCACCAAACAGAAAAGGAAGUUCUCGUCAUUCUUCAAGUCCCUGGUGAUCGAGCUGGACAAAGAUCUGUACGGUCCAGAUAAUCACCUUGUUGAAUGGCAUAGGACUGCCACCACCCAGGAGACUGAUGGUUUCCAGGUGAAGAGACCAGGUGACGUGGGUGUUCGCUGCACGGUCCUGCUCAUGCUUGACUACCAGCCCCCUCAGUUCAAGCUGGACCCCCGACUGGCUCGUAUGUUGGGUAUCCACACCCAGACCAGACCUGUCAUCAUUCAGGCCCUUUGGCAGUACGUCAAGACCCACAAACUCCAAGACCCACAUGAGCGCGAGUUCAUCAACUGUGACAAAUACCUGCAGCAGAUCUUUGAGACUCAGCGAAUGAAAUUUUCUGAGAUCCCACAGCGCCUGCAUGCACUCCUGAUGCCCCCAGAGCCCAUCAUCAUCAACCAUGUGAUCAGUGUGGACCCCAAUGACCAAAAGAAGACUGCUUGCUAUGACAUUGACGUGGAGGUGGACGACACACUGAAGACCCAGAUGAACUCCUUUUUGCUCUCCACAGCCAGUCAGCAGGAAAUCGCAGGACUGGAUAACAAGAUCCAUGAAACCAUUGAGACCAUUAACCAGCUGAAGACCCAGAGAGAGUUCAUGUUAAGUUUUGCCAGAGAUCCUCAGGGCUUUAUCAACGACUGGCUGCAGUCCCAGUGCAGAGACCUCAAGACCAUGACAGAUGUGGUAGGAAACCCAGAAGAGGAGCGAAGGGCCGAGUUUUACUACCAGCCGUGGGCUCAGGAGGCAGUUUGUCGCUACUUCUACUCCAAGGUCCAGCAGCGGCGACAGGAGCUGGAGCAGGCGCUCGGCAUCAGGAACACCUAAAGAAAUCGGUCCACAUGCAGCAGGAAAUGAGAAGAUGCUGUUGUGCUGUUGGAGACAACUAAUGUGUGUGCGUGGGAUUUUCAGACUGAAUUUCUCCCAGAGUUUCAUGAAAAACCUAGAGAGAGACAUAGAUACUAGAUGGCUUCACACCUAUAUAGGAUGUCAGUUUUUCUUUUUCACCCUGCAGCUCGGCCACGAUUGCGAUUUGGGUUCUACUUAGUUUUUGUUGUUUUUUUUUUUUUGGUUUUUUUGAAAAGUUUUGCCCCCACUCCACAACAGAGCUCCUCGAGCACAAUUUUCUUUUUUAUUUUCUUUUGCAUGUCUAAGGCUUACCUGGAAACAUUCCUCUCAUUUUGAUACAUUGUGUCCACACAAAAGUACAGAUUGUACACAAAUGAAAGCAGAGGGCAGAUUGUACCUGGCAACUCUUCAUGUAUUACGUCCCCGGAACAAAAAAAAAAAAAAUCUUAAAUCAGCCGGAAUGUGUCGAGACGGCUGUGUCUCUUUGUUCCCUUUUUGGAAAGUAAAUUUACAUUUUACACUCCUAACCCUUCCCCCCAGAUGCUUGCCCAUUUAAAUAAAUAUUAAUUGUGAUUGUGUUUGUAAUCAAUCGGGCUUCUUUGCUGCACAUUGGCUGUUCAUGUGUCAGUUUGUAUUAAGUUGUCAUCGGUUUGUUUUGACAGUUUGUGUCACAGUCUGUUGUACAAGCUCAGUCAAUCACAGCAGAAUAUACAUUGCUGUGGCAAAGCGGUUAUCUUUUGUUAAGGGUGCCAUUUAGUAUGAAGUAGUUUUUGUUUUUUAUUUCUUUUUGUUACUGUCAAUGAUCCUUGUUUUAAGAAUAUGUAUUAUAUCCGUACUUGUCUUGUUAGCUAGUACAGAUUAUCAUGGAAGUAGCUAGUAUGAGUACCUCUAGUCUAUAUAGUUUUGUAAAUACUGAGCAGAAAAAAAAUUGAAGAUGGAUGUGAAGUAAAAUGUAUCACUUAACUUGGCUGAUCUUUUUCUUAAGUCUUUGUCUACGCUCAGAUAGUUGAACCAGUAUUUAUAUUAUUGAUUGGCCCGCGCUCUCAGAGCCCAGCGAUUUAGCUCUCCACAGUAUAAAGAAGGCCGUCUCAUCUGACAGCCGCUGCUCUGCAGCGCUACAUGCAGUCAGAUUUAUGUUGCUUUCAAGGUGAGAAUAGUUACAAUUUCUGCAUUUUUAGACUAUUGUAAUUUAAUCCCAGGCAGAGAAGCCAUAAACAAAUGUGGCAGAGCAGAUUUGAGGAGUGGUAGCUUCUUCGUAUACUGACUGAUGACAUGUCAUCUUUGGGUUUAAUGGUUGUUUCCCUUUUUGAGGUUAAGAUGAGUGUCCUGGCUGAAAUUUUUGCGUGUGUGCAUUUUAUUAACAAAAUCCAAGAAUACACUAAUCAGGGUUUGGGCAGGUACAUGAUUUGGAAUGAGAGUUGGGAACCUCUGGGGUGUUAAAACACAACACUGGGGGGACUGUAGAAUUACAUGAAUCUGCAGACUUUUUCAUGGACCAAACCUAUUUUUCUGUAUGUUCUUAUGUUAUAAUAAAGGGUAUGUAAAAUGCU